Molecule: messenger RNA, 1303 nt
Organism: Camelus dromedarius (Arabian camel)
Lineage: Eukaryota; Metazoa; Chordata; Mammalia; Artiodactyla; Camelidae
Product: guanylate-binding protein 6-like
Molecular function (GO): GTPase activity; GTP binding
Source: RefSeq, a predicted model, not a curated record
AUGGCAUCCAGACCCAAAAUGAUGGACCCCAUUUGUCUGCUGGAAAGUGUCAAGGUGCUUUCAGUGAACCAAAAAUCUCUGCAGAUUCUUGGUGAGAUUUCUUUGCCAGUGCUGGUGGUGGCCAUUGUAGGGCCGUAUCAUACAGGGAAAUCCUACUUUAUGAACCAUCUUGCAGGUCAGAAUCAUGAAUUUAUCUGGACUGUAUGGGAUUUCACCCUGGAGCUGCAGUUAUGUGGUCAGCCUAUCACAGAAGAUGAGUACUUGGAGAAUGCCCUGAAGCUGAUUCCAGGUAUCAGACUGGAGAACUCAGCUGCCAUUCAGAAGGCAGACAACCACUACAGCGAGCAGAUAGCCCAGCGAGUGAGCUUCCCCACAGACAUGCUGCAGGAGCUGCUGGAGGUGCAUGCUGCCUGUGAGAGGGAAGCCCCUGCAGUCUUCAUGGAGCACUCCUUCAAGGAAGACAAGCAGGAGUUCCAGAGGAACCUUGUGGAAAUCAUAAAGAAUAAGAAAGAUGAUUUCUUGAUGCAGAAUGAAGAGACAUUAAUCAAAUAUUGCCAGACUAAACUUGAUCAGCUUUCAAAGACUCUAAUAAAAAGUAUCUCAGCAGGAACUUUCUCUGUUCCUGGAGGUCAUGAACUCUACAGGAAAGCAAAGGAAAUUAUUGAAAAGGAAAAUUACCAAGUGCCCAUGAAAGGAGUGAAGGCAAAUGAGUUCCUCCAGAGGUUUCUGCAGUCCCAGAUGGCACUAGAAAUCCUGCAGGCAGAUAAAGCCCUCACUGAUGGGGAGAAGCCCAAAGCAGAAGAGUGGACCUGGAAGGAGACAGCUGAGAAGGAACAGGAGCUGCUGAAACAGAAACUGCAGGAGCAGCAGCAGCAGGUGGCGGCUCAGAAGAGAAGUCUCCAGAAACACAUAGUUCAGAUAAUGGAGAAGAUGGUGAGAGAAAGAGAAAACCUGCUGAGAGAGCCAAACAAGAUAUUGGAGCAUCAGCUGAAGGUCCAAGAAGAUCUGUGUACUGAAGGAUUUAGAAAGAAAUGUGAGGAGAUGAGUACAGAGAUAAAUCAUUUGGGAGAGAGAAUUGUUGAUACUAAAAAUGAUGAUAGUUCCUUGCUUGCACAAGCCUUGGACAACCUUGGCAAAAGAAUCGCUUCGUUAUUGCCUGCCCCAGCUAACAUUCUUGGUAAUGUUAUGAAAGUAGUGAGCUCACUAUUUAAAAAGAAGUAGCUCUCCUUGUAAAGAAAUCAGAUAUAUAAUAUAAUAUACAUGUAUGUUCUCUGGCCUAUUUCUGAUACGCAUGCUUUUCACU